AACUGUUAUCUCAGAGAGAUUAACGAAAAGAAGGAGAGAGAGAGAGCAUCCCGUGUGGAUAAUGGCUUGCAAGGACAUGUCCGAGUACACGUGCAGUUUAUCGAAGGAAAGUCUGGAAUACGCCAAGCUGAAGCUCCGCGAAGACCCGGUCACCCGGAUGUUAGAAGUGAAAGCCUUCCGAGAGCGUCUUCUUCAGUACGGACACGGUCUAAGGCCCAACACAGACACGAGGUUUCUACUACGUUUCCUACGCGCGCGCAAGUUCGACCAGGAGCAGGCGUUCGACAUGAUUCUCAAGUACUACCGCAUGAAGAAGCAGGAUGCACGCAUGUACACGGGCUUGAAGCCGCUCAACGUCCUGCACGUGUACCCGACCUCCGUCGCCUUCCCCCUCCCCUUUCGAGAUAGGCUGGGGCGACAAGUCUACAUCACAUAUUCUGGAAGGGUGGAUUCAACUCGAUAUUCAAUGGAGGAUCUACUCAAGGCUGAGUUCCUCAACAUAUCCAAAAUGAUUCAGGACGAGGAAACGCAAGUUCGGGGAGUGACAUCCAUUCUAGACUGCCAGGGCUUCACGAUGGCUCACAUGAAAGACUACGCCCUUGACUUCAACUAUGGGAAAAAAUUUACAUACAUAUGGCAAGAGGCGUUUCCGGUCAGGCUGAAACUACUGCUGCUGGUAAAUGAACCAUCUUUCAUGGACCUUGUGCUGACUGUCUUCACUCCUCUCAUGAAGAACAAAGUAUUGAAGCGCAUGCACAGAAUCGGCACUAACUGGAGGAAGCUUCACGAGUUCAUUGAUCCCGUUCAUCUCCCGCGUGAGUACGGAGGCACGAGACCAGAACCCUUCACAGACAAGGACUGGAUACAGACCAUGCUGACUUGUAAUGAGGAAAUGGAGGAAGAGAGCAAGUAUGGGUUUGUGGACUACACCAUGGGUCGAGAUGUCAGAAAGCAGCAGGAUGCCAUUAACACAAUGGCUGGAACCUUCAGGAAACUCAAUGUCGACUAACUCCAUAAACGAUCAACAUCGACAGUGGACUAACUUGAUAUGUGAUCAGGAUGAACAGUGGACGACCCAGGCAUUAUACUAACUCGGCAUGUAAUCAACAUUAACAGCUUACUAAUUCGGAUUGUACUCAGCAUGAACAGCGGACUCGUUCAUUUAUUCGUUCAUCCCUUGACUGGUAGCAGCUGACGAUCGGCCAUGUUGGUCCGGUGGUCUUAAGGCCACGAACUAAUAUCUAUAUACGUCCGUGCUAUGGGUGAGCAGAUAGACGUGGAGACUAUCGUCGUUGAGGCCUGUCUUGGGCGGUUGUAAGCUGAUUUUUGAACCAGUAUUAAAGACCAGCCUGAAUGGGUUGUUUUGUUGUUG
This is a messenger RNA of Pomacea canaliculata, 1372 nucleotides long. RefSeq names its product clavesin-2-like. Gene Ontology annotation, molecular function: phosphatidylinositol bisphosphate binding. Gene Ontology annotation, cellular component: membrane. NCBI's taxonomy places the organism in Eukaryota, Metazoa, Mollusca, Gastropoda, Architaenioglossa, Ampullariidae. The transcript is spliced from 8 exons. The record is from RefSeq and is a predicted model, not a curated record. The coding region runs from base 62 to 1009 and encodes 315 amino acids.